Messenger RNA from Aspergillus affinis, 1041 nucleotides. Its product is annotated as PQ-loop repeat-containing protein. Lineage: Eukaryota; Fungi; Ascomycota; Eurotiomycetes; Eurotiales; Aspergillaceae. Gene Ontology annotation, cellular component: fungal-type vacuole membrane. The coding region runs from base 1 to 1041 and encodes 346 amino acids. The record is from RefSeq and is a predicted model, not a curated record. Gene Ontology annotation, biological process: basic amino acid transmembrane export from vacuole. The transcript has 4 exons.
AUGUCCGCUCUCUGGACCCAAGUCAGCGGCUCAUCGGCCGCAGAGACGGUACCGUUGACGCCACGCGAAGCAGCAUCGGGUCUGCUGGGCUCGAUCUCUCUCACCUGCUGGAUCUUUCUGCUGGUGCCCCAACUCAUCGAGAACUACCGUAACGGCAACGCCGAAGCCAUCUCCUUCCUCUUCCUGUUCGUCUGGUUCGUCGGCGACGUGGCCAACCUGAUCGGAGGCGUCUGGGCCGGGCUGGUCCCCGUCAUCAUCGCCAUAGCCGUGUACUUCUGCAUCGCGGACGGGGUGCUCAUCACGCAAUGUCUGUACUACAAGGCGCGGAACGCCAACCUCUACACCCUCAACCGACGCCGAUCCUCCGUCGAGACCCUCGAUCCGACGACCCCCUUGCUCGGCCGGCGCUUCAGCGAGAACCUGCCCGAUAAUGCGACGGGACGUCGUCGCUCAUGGACGACGCAGCAGCAGCAACAGGCCAACGGUGCUGACGGGACGCUGGCCAAGAUUGUCGAGGAGAAUGACACCGGUCGCAACGCUUGGGUCAAGAAUAUCAGCAGCGUGUUGGCAAUCUGCGUGAUCGGGAUGGCUGGGUGGACGGUCGCGUGGCAGUCGGGGGUCUGGAAACCUGCUCCUCAGGAGAACCACGGCGGGGUCGAUAUGGCAGCCGGAGCGCAGCUGGUGGGAUACUUCAGCGCGAUCUGCUAUCUCGGAUCUACAAGAACUACUGUGACAAAUCAUGCGAGGGUAUGUGAUAUGAUUACCUAUGCAGGCUACGGACGCAAGGAAGCAAAGGACACCGAACACGAGCUCGCUAACCCGAUGAUCUUGAUAGGCUUGUCUCUCUUGUUCUUUAUCCUUUCUCUCAUGGGAAACCUGACCUACGGUGCCGGGAUUCUCUGCCACUCUACCGAGAGGAACUAUGUCAUCACCAAUGUUCCCUGGUUGAUUGGGUCUCUGGGAACGAUGGUCGAAGACAUCGCGAUUUUCAUGCAAUUCCGCCUCUACGCCGCGGCUGACUCGACCGCCGCGGUGGUAUAA